AUGCCGAUCGGAGAUUUGCUCGCCUCCAUCAGUGGCGACUCGUCACGCCCAUCCUCGACGCCGCCGUUGCCGCGAGUGAAUAGCAACCUCAAGCGGAAAGCCGAUGAGGAGUUGCGGCCUACGGUUUCAAAGACUCCGCGGACCACGCCAGUAGCCUCGGGCGGUUCAGCGACAUCCACUCGACCUCUCACGGACAAGGCACCCCCAACCCCGUACAAGGGCACCGCUGGCAAUCGACCGACCGCGGUAUCAAAACCCACUCAUAGUUCCGCUGUCAAAGCCGGCUCCGCCCCGGCCAGAUCAUCGAAUGGAGCAAGCGCAGCGAAACUACCUGCCAGCCGGCCAACGCCGGCCGCCGCGGCGCCAGCGGUAAAAGCUGCCCCGCCAAAGAAAGGUUCAUUCGCGGAGAUCAUGGCCCGGGCCCAGAAAGCUCAAUCCACCAUGGGACAAGUCGGGAAAAUCCAGCACAAGGUCACGGAAAGGGGUGUUGGCAGGAAGGAAAGGGAAGAGCCGGCCAAGGAUGCCAAACAACCCCUCGCCAGGACAUCAUCCAAGUUCAAAGGCUCUGCCAGGCCCGCCAAUGGUCCUUCGCGGCCCACCAACGGCUCGGCUCGCCCAACAAACGGCACAUCACGACCAGGAGGCCUACCACUACAGCGGAAUACCGCUACCAAGGACCCGCGUAAUGGCGCUUCUGGCCGAGGAAAGGACAAGCGAGCCCCUCCUGUUGAAGAGAAGAAGAUCAAGAAGGCCGCUAUUGCCACGACCGGCUACACUGGCACAGCCCGGCCCCGUCCUGGCACCACUUCCAAAGCGAAACCUGCAGCUCCUGGCGGCGCUCUCCUCAACCCCCGCACAGCUCCUCGCUACGGCGGCUCCUCCAAGCGCUCCCGCUACGAUGAAGACGAGGAUGAGGAGAUGGACGACUUCAUCGACUAUGAUGACGAGGAGGAGGACGACAUGGGCGGUCCUCGCUAUCGUUAUGAUUCGGGCUCUGAAUCCGACAUGGAAGCCGGCAUGGACGACAUUUACGACGAAGAGGCCGCGGCCGAGCGUGCCGCGCGGCGGGAGGACAUUGAACAGGAGCGCCUCGAGAAGCGCCUCAAGGCCGAAAAGGAGGAACGAAAGCGCAAAUUCCUCGAACAGCAGCGGAACCGCCGCUAG
Messenger RNA from Verticillium dahliae VdLs.17, 1164 nucleotides. RefSeq lists its product as uncharacterized. The record is from RefSeq and is a predicted model, not a curated record. Lineage: Eukaryota; Fungi; Ascomycota; Sordariomycetes; Glomerellales; Plectosphaerellaceae. The transcript has 2 exons. The coding region runs from base 1 to 1164 and encodes 387 amino acids.